UGAUGUAGGGGACAGGAGAGUCAGGUCCACGUAACAGUGUGGUGUGAGUGGCUCCCAUGAUGGUUUUUAGGAGCCUAAAAGCCUAAAAGGGGAGGCUAGUUCGGUGACAAGAAUCUCUCCUUUCACAAUGAGGCGAGUUCAUAAGGCUACUAGUGAUGUUUGAGUUUGAUCAUUUAUUAAGGCUGUUUGUCUCCUUUUGUUUUCUAGAAGGUUCUCAGAGUGACCAGCUUUCCCCGUGCUGUUUUAAAAGGCUUUUUCUCUGGGCCUGUAAUCUGAGAAGUAGAAAACCUUGUGUGGUAAAUGUAGGGAAGAAUCUUACAAAUCAGUUCUGAUUAAGUGUUCACUGGUCAGGAAAACUGCUGAUCUUUCCACAUGUGAAGAUGGCCAUAUUGAAGGAUGGGAUGUUUUCCACAGUAAUGUGUAGCAGGAGAUUUGUUAUGUUCACUUGGAGCUUGACUUCCAAUGUUUUGUGGGCCUCGUUCCAUCUUUCUUGUCUUUUCUGCCCUUUAAGGCAUUCAGAAUUGAUGAUAUGUAUCUGCUUAACACUUCCAUUCUGGGCUUCUAUGCAUUUAAGACUUGGAAGCAUGGGCAUGGUGGCUCAUGCUUUUAAUACUAGCACUCUGGAGGCAGAGGCAGGUGGAUCUCUCUUGAGUUUGAGGCCAGCCUGGUCUACAUAGUUUUCGACAGCCAGGGUUCUGUAAAGGGACUUUCUUCUCAAACAACCAAACAAAAGAACGCAAAGAACUGGAGCAGUGCUUCAUGGUAGAGCUCUUACCCAGCAUAUGCACAGAUUUAGUGUUGCCAACACCACAGAAAAAACUUGUUCCUUGUUACAUUCUCUAGUUCUUUCAGAAUAAAAAACCUAAAUGUGAACUGUUCCUUAACUUCCUGACAGGAGGACCACAUACCUUUUAUAAUGGCUGCUUGUUUUCUCUGAUCUCUGAGAUUUCUUUCCUUUUUAAAUUUUAGGUGAUUUCUGUUUAGUCUAAAUUAUUAUGCACUGCUUGUUGGUAGUCACUCUCCUGAUUCAUAUUUCCACCUGAUGGAAUGUGUCUGUCUUUAGAUUUCCCAAGUAAGAAGAGGAAGAGGAGCCGAUGGAACCAAGACACAAUGGAACAGAAGACAGUGAUUCCAGGCAUGCCUACAGUUAUCCCCCCUGGACUGACUCGGGAACAAGAAAGAGCUUAUAUAGGUCCCCUUCCCCUGAGCCCAUCUACAACAGCGAGGGGAAGCGUCUUAACACUCGAGAGUUCCGUACCCGCAAAAAGCUUGAAGAGGAGCGGCACACCCUCAUUACAGAGAUGGUUGCUCUCAACCCAGACUUUAAACCACCUGCAGAUUACAAGCCUCCAGCAACACGUGUGAGUGAUAAAGUCAUGAUCCCCCAAGACGAGUAUCCAGAAAUCAAUUUUGUGGGGCUCCUAAUUGGGCCCAGAGGGAACACCCUGAAGAACAUUGAGAAGGAAUGCAACGCCAAGAUCAUGAUACGGGGGAAAGGAUCAGUGAAAGAAGGGAAAGUUGGGCGUAAAGAUGGUCAGAUGUUGCCAGGGGAAGAUGAACCUCUUCAUGCUCUAGUCACUGCCAAUACAAUGGAGAAUGUCAAAAAGGCAGUAGAACAGAUCAGAAACAUCCUGAAGCAGGGUAUUGAGACCCCAGAGGACCAGAAUGACCUACGGAAAAUGCAGCUUCGAGAGUUGGCUCGCUUGAAUGGCACUCUUAGGGAAGACGAUAAUAGGAUCUUAAGACCCUGGCAGAGCUCAGAGACACGGAGCAUCACCAAUACUACCGUGUGUACCAAGUGUGGAGGGGCUGGUCACAUUGCUUCCGAUUGCAAAUUUCAGAGGCCUGGUGACCCUCAAUCAGCUCAGGAUAAAGCACGGAUGGAUAAAGAAUAUUUGUCCCUUAUGGCAGAGCUAGGGGAAGCUCCUGUCCCUGCAUCUGUGGGCUCCACCUCUGGGCCUGCCACCACACCCCUGGCCAGUGCACCAAGACCUGCUGCUCCUACCAGCAAUCCACCACCACCGUCUCUCAUGUCUACAACUCAGAGUCGCCCACCCUGGAUGAAUUCUGGUCCUUCAGAGAAUCGACCCUACCAUGGCAUGCAUGGAGGUGGUCCUGGUGGUCCUGGAGGUGGCCCCCACAGCUUCCCACACCCAUUACCCAGCCUGACAGGUGGGCAUGGUGGACAUCCAAUGCAGCAUAACCCAAAUGGACCACCACCACCUUGGAUGCAACCACCACCACCACCGAUGAACCAGGGCCCCCACCCACCUGGGCACCAUGGCCCUCCUCCAAUGGAUCAGUACCUGGGAAGUACGCCUGUGGGCUCUGGGGUCUAUCGCCUGCAUCAAGGAAAAGGUAUGAUGCCGCCGCCACCUAUGGGCAUGAUGCCGCCGCCUCCGCCACCUCCCAGUGGGCAGCCCCCGCCUCCUCCCUCUGGUCCUCUUCCUCCAUGGCAGCAGCAGCAGCAGCAGCCUCCGCCACCCCCUCCGCCCAGCAGCAGUAUGGCUUCCAGCACCCCCUUGCCAUGGCAGCAAAAUACGACGACUACCACCACGAGCGCUGGCACAGGGUCCAUCCCGCCAUGGCAACAGCAGCAGGCGGCUGCCGCAGCUUCUCCAGGAACCCCUCAGAUGCAAGGCAACCCCACUAUGGUGCCCCUGCCCCCCGGGGUCCAGCCGCCUCUGCCGCCCGGGGCCCCUCCCCCUCCGCCGCCUCCGCCACCUGGUUCCGCCGGCAUGAUGUAUGCCCCACCCCCUCCUCCUCCGCCUCCCAUGGACCCUUCUAACUUUGUCACCAUGAUGGGCAUGGGGGUGGCGGGCAUGCCGCCCUUCGGGAUGCCUCCAGCUCCCCCACCGCCUCCACCACAGAACUAGACUUGUUUUUUUAAGAAAAUAUAUAUUAUAUACAUAGAGA
This is a messenger RNA of Grammomys surdaster, 2916 nucleotides long. It is a transcript of the gene Sf1, whose product is annotated as splicing factor 1. Gene Ontology annotation, molecular function: zinc ion binding; mRNA binding. Gene Ontology annotation, biological process: regulation of mRNA splicing, via spliceosome. The record is from RefSeq and is a predicted model, not a curated record. The coding region runs from base 1095 to 2876 and encodes 593 amino acids. Lineage: Eukaryota; Metazoa; Chordata; Mammalia; Rodentia; Muridae. The transcript is spliced from 11 exons. Gene Ontology annotation, cellular component: nucleus.